Prunus persica (peach) is the source of this 542-nucleotide messenger RNA. RefSeq names its product protein VASP homolog. The coding region runs from base 32 to 370 and encodes 112 amino acids. The record is from RefSeq and is a predicted model, not a curated record. The transcript is spliced from 2 exons. NCBI's taxonomy places the organism in Eukaryota, Viridiplantae, Streptophyta, Magnoliopsida, Rosales, Rosaceae.
UAGCCAGCUAGGGACACAUUUAUAUGCUUCAAUGAUGAGAGGCACGUUCAUAAUCCUUAUGUUUGCUGUGGGAACUUGGAUCAGUUCUGCUCAUGCAAGGGCUUUGAUAGGAACUAAUCCAAGGGAUCAAUCCAUGAGGAUAAUUAUAUUUGGAAGGUCCUCAACCUCUGCUGCUCCCUUGUCCCAUCAAACAACAGUUGAUGAUCCUUCUUGUACGGCAAAUUCUCCUCCGCCUCCACACAAAUCGCCGCCAACACCACCUUUAGGUCCUCCAGCUCCAAACCCAGGACCUCCACCUAAACCACCGAAAUACCAUGGUAUUGUAACUGGUGGUGGUAGUCUGCGAGUGUCCAAUGUGGCUUCAUUUUGAACAUCAAAGUCAAGCCGUUCAUAGAUGUGAUGAGGGUGGGCCUUACACCUUCUAUUAUGUAUUUGCUGCUUUAAUUAGAAUAAGGACUAAGCUCGUUUCUAAUUAACUUUAAUUAGAAUCAUGUUUAGCUUAAUCAUCUUGUUUCAGUUUGAAUGCUAAAGCCAUUCAUGAA